Messenger RNA from Penicillium canescens, 243 nucleotides. RefSeq lists its product as uncharacterized. The coding region runs from base 1 to 243 and encodes 80 amino acids. NCBI's taxonomy places the organism in Eukaryota, Fungi, Ascomycota, Eurotiomycetes, Eurotiales, Aspergillaceae. The transcript is spliced from 2 exons. The record is from RefSeq and is a predicted model, not a curated record.
AUGCCUUACAAAAUCUACGAAGACAUCCCCGUUCCUGAGUCCAACAUCCUGGAUUACUGCACCCAGGUGCAGAUCCGUUACGCCUGCGGUCACUCCACCAGAGGCGAGUUUAUCAAAUGUCGUCGACACAUGCACUCCGAGGAUGAGCGCUGCCCUGGACGUCCAGGUUACGCAUAUCGACGGCAAAAACUAUCUCCACAAGUGCCGCUCCUGCCUGCGAAGUGCAUAAGGAUUUGCUCUUAA